CACAAAAACGUAGACAUUCCUCCGAUGAAAGGGCGUCGGAUUCAAAUGAGCAUUGGUCUCGCGAUAUUACCGUGUAGUACGUUAUAUCCUGUGCGUGGUGACAGUUUUUGAACAGUCCAAUAGACGUUGGCGCUCGGAUGCUCUCCGCUCGAAUAGCCCAAUCAGAAGAGUUUGUAGCAGGAAUUUAAAGGUCUGAACCACCCUGUCUGACAAUUACAUCCUUUCAGCUUCGACGAGGUAAGCAUGUGUCAUCGUUUCGAAGUGUUACAUAAGGAAUUUAAUUUUCUUUUUAAAAAUAAUGUUGUCCUCCGCUGUUCUGUGAUAGGGUUAACGGUAUUCAAGCUAACGUUAGUCGAAGGUGGACCUGUUUUAGUACUAGAGCUGAGAUCUGUUCAGUUUGACAUGUGUGUCAGUCUUCCCGCUGUCGGGUCAUGAGGUAGCAGAAAGAAAGCUAAUCUUGUUCAAACUUAUUUUUCCCUUCAGGAUUAAAACAUCUCAACUUUUCUGCUUCAUUUCCGCCGAGCUUCAUUUACCUGAAAAUGUCUGAGAACGUCGCUCGUCUGAACAAAUUCAAGAACAAAGGCAAAGAUGCCAACGUGAGUGUUUUUUUUUUUUCAUUGAAAGUUAGAAAUGUUGUUAUCCCUCUUCACACAGGUGAUUGUAAUCAUUGUUUUCAUGUGUUUUUUCAACAGGAACUUCGUCGCAGAAGAGUGGAGGUGAACGUAGAGCUGAGAAAGGCGAAGAAAGAUGAUCAGAUUUUCAAGAGACGAAAUGUGUCCGCGUUUCCCGAUGAGGCCACUUCCCCUCUACAGGAGAGGACCCAGAACUGUCAGGUAGGACUUUAAAAUCCGCUAAAUAUGAUCUAGACCUGCUCUUUUUGUUCAGUAUCUUUAGAUAACACUGGUGAUUGAUGCUAUAAGUAGAAUUAUUAAUAGAUUUUGCAUUACCUCUGAGUGUGGUUUUCAUGUAGGCUAUUUCUAGCAUAUGUCUUCUCUUCUCAUCUGUGCAUGAAGUAGAUUUAUGAAAAUACCAGUAUGACUUUUGUUCCAAAAAAGUUAAGAUGCUGUGUAAAAUGUUUACAAAAGGCAUUGCCUGGUAGCAAAUGUUGCUCCAUAAUCUUGAUGUGUUGUUCAGCAUUGAUGGUGCCUUUCCAGAUGUGUAGGCCACAAAUGCAGGCUUCUUAACUGCCCAUUUACAACAAGCUAAGUAGUCCCCCCUCCUCUUUAGAACUGUGGACAUGGCAUCCAUGAUUUCCAAGAAGAAUGUCCAAUUUUGAUUGGUCAGACUACAGGGCAGUUAUCCACUUCACAUAAGUCCACCAUGAAUGCGCUCAGGCUCAGAGGUUUUGAACAAUGUCAAUAUAGGAUAUCCUCUUGGCGUGGUACAGAAUAGCCUGCUUGUUAAAAUGUGUUCACAGACAAUGACUUUUGGAAGUGAUUUUGAGGCCGUGCAGUGAUUUCCACUGCUGCAGAGUCAUGUAUAUUUUUAGUUUAUUGCAGCCCAAGGGCCCCAAAAUCACAGCCACUCAGUAGCAGCUUUUGACAUUGUACCUUUUGUACAGAGAUCGAUCAGAUUCUUCUUACAUAUAGGCUUUAUUCUGUCUUUAUCAACAUUUUUUAAACUGGAUUUGUGUGUGUACAUAGCUAUUUUUCUGUCCUACUAAAAUGUAUGCUGAUUUUUUUUUUUUUUUUCUCUGCAGGCAGCCAAACAGUGGACAGUCGAUGAGGUUGUUGCAGGAGUGAACAGUGGUAUUACUGAGACCCAGCUCCAGGCUACACAGGCUGCAAGGUAACAACACUUCACUCCUGAAUAUUACUCAGUUUUUACUACACUAUAGAUAUGAGUGACUACUUUAACAGUUGAAGCCUCAAACACAACUUUGAUUGCUAAAUCAAUAUGUAAACCACUAAAGCACUUGUCAUCUGCUAUCAAAAUUCAAGAGCUGUGACAUGGCAUUCAUGGUAAUUAAUUAUACAAUGAUAAUGAACAACAGUAGCUGUGUUUUAAAAGAGGGUGUAAUGUCAUGCAACAACUGUCUGUGGUUUUUCUUAAAUUUGACACAUAAAUUCAGUCAAACUUGUAGUUGUAUUCUAUACAAGCAUAACCUUAACUGUAGCAGUAGUGGUGACUGAAUGUCUCUUGUUGAAUGUACCAUAAUUAUUCUCUUACUCCUCUGUCCUGAUCGCAGGAAGAUGCUGUCCCGUGAAAAACACCCCCCGAUCGACCUGAUGAUCAGCGCUGGUCUGAUUCCCAAAUUUGUUGCCUUCUUGGGGCUCACGGACUGUCCUCCAAUUCAGUUUGAGGCAUCCUGGGCUCUCACCAACAUCGCUUCUGGGACAUCAGAGCAGACGGCUGCUGUGGUGGAGGGUGGGGCCAUCCCUGCGUUCAUCAACCUGGUCACUUCCCCCCAUCAGCACAUCAGCGAGCAAGCUGUCUGGGCCCUGGGAAACAUUGCUGGUAAGUUAACUCAAUGUUUUGAUCUCAUAUGGCCAAAAGUGAGCAAAGAAUAAGACUUAAAUGUGUAUUUAUUUUUGUUGUUCAGGUGAUGGAUCGGCUCUCAGAGACAGGGUCAUUAAGCAUGGAGCCAUUGCCCCUCUGCUCAGUCUGCUGGCUGUCCCUGACCUCUCCGUCUUUAAUGUAAUUAUUUUCAACUCCUCAUCUAUUUAUUUUUGUUUGUGUCUUCAACAGGAAACCACUUCUUUAAAAAUGUCAGUCGUUUGUACCCCUUUUCACCCACAAGGGGGCACCCUAACUCAACCAAAAGCACCUCCAAACCUUAAACUUCUUCCUGUCCCUUCUUUUAUACCUGUUCCCUCUAUAGCCUGGCUACCUGAGAAAUGUCACUUGGACGCUAUCUAACCUCUGUCGCAACAAGAACCCCUCCCCUCCCCUGGAAGCCAUCCAGCAAAUCUUGCCUUCCCUCAUUCGUCUCCUUCACUGUGACGAUCUGGAGGUGUUGGCUGAUGCUUGUUGGGCAGUUUCAUACCUGACAGAUGGCUCCAAUGACCGCAUCGAGGUGGUGAUCCAAACCGGCUUGAUUUCUCGCUUGGUGAAGAUGCUUGGUUUUGAUGAGCUGCCCGUGGUGGUACGUAUAAAGUCUCGCCUGUUUGCACUCAGUACGAAGCUUUAAAUAUGUACAGAUGUGCUCUAAGUAAAUGACAAUUGUGAGAUUAACCAAGUUCUUACAAUUUUACUAUGUCUCUACAAAUUUACAUGAGCUUUCCAAACUGAGGAUAGUACCAGAGAAUAAAAGACCCCCAUGUGAGUACAGUAAAUUGACCCCUCUCCUUCCUCCCAUCAGACCCCUGCGCUGCGGGCCAUCGGCAACAUUGUGACCGGUACAGACGAGCAGACUCAGGCAGUGCUGAACGCCGGGGCCCUGACCAUGUUCCCCAAGCUGCUGCGCCACAAAAAAGCCAACAUCCAGAAGGAGGCGGCCUGGACUCUGUCCAACAUCACAGCAGGGAAGGACAGCCAAAUCCAGGAGGUCAUCAACGCUGGACUUGUCCACUACAUGGUCGAUAUGCUCGUGAAGGUACGUGACGAGCAGUCUGAUUAUUUUCACUCCUAGGAAAAGCAACAGUAGUUGGUGGUAAAAUGUACACUACACUGAUAAAGGUGAUAAGCUUCAGACAAGUUUGACCUCAUGUGGAUAGAUCCGACAGCCUCCAAAAACAUCUGGCAGCCGUUUUUUUGUGUUAUUUACAUUUUUUUUUUUUUUUUUUUUUUUGUAGUCGUAGUGAAUUAGAAAAUCUUUUUUUUUAAUAUUACAAAUAAAUAUCAGUGAAAUAUGGGUACAGAACACAAGUUCUUAGCUUUUGCCUGCAGAACCUGACCAAUAGAGGAGAUCCUUCCAAAAAUACAUAUGUCAUGUUUUCAAUAUAUUUUUUCACAUUUUGGGGAGUGAAUUUGAGUUCAUGUAGUACUUACUCUAGCACCAUAAAAAUCAAAGUUGAUGGAGUAGUGGGCAAAUCUCUGUUCUCUUUUCCAGUAAGAUAAUUAACAAUGCUUUACAGGUCAUGGGGUCUAUAUAAUGUUUCGAACAUGACACCUUGUAAUUCCAUAUUUCAGUUAAAUGACAGCUGUUUAGUGUCCCGCUGCACUGAUAACAUGAUCUGAAAAUCAGCAGAAUGAAGAAUAUAACUUCAGUUUUAGCAGCGAAGAGCAAAGCUGUGUUACUCAUCAUAACCUUCUUUUGUCUGCAGGGUGACUACAAAACCCAGAAAGAGGCCGUGUGGGCCGUUACCAACUUCACCAGCGGGGGCACUGUUCAGCAGGUGGUUUACCUCGUCCAGGCUAACGUGCUUGAGCCUCUUCUUAAUCUCCUCUCCUCUAAAGACAGCAAAACUGUCCUGGUCAUCCUGGACGCCAUCACCAAUAUCUUCCUGGUGAGUCCAAUACCUUUUGUAGAUGUAGAAGCUUUGACUGAAGCUAAAUCUGAUUGUUUACAGGAUGAUGGCUGUGAAUUAUUUGUGCUCAUGAGUGUUGUACUUUCAGGCUGGGGAUAAAAUUGGUGAGUCAGAUAAGCUGAGUCUGAUGAUUGAAGAGUGCGGAGGACUGGAUAAGAUUGAGGCUCUGCAGGCACAUGAGAACGAGAUGAUUUACAAAGCAGCCCUCAACCUGAUUGAAAAAUACUUCUCGGAAGAGGUAAGAGUCACUCCUUUAAGUUCUUAAAGAUACUUCUUGAGUGUAUUUCUAAUUGCCCUGACUGAUUUGUAUCCUUUUUGAUUCACAAAGGAGGAGGAGGUUCAGAGUGUGGCCCCAGAAUCAACUAGUGACGCCUAUGCCUUCAGCAUCGGUGAAAACCAGAGCACUUUCAACUUCUAGCAACCUUCAAAAACCUCUAAUCUCAUCUGUACUGUUCUCUCAUCGUCUGUCCUCUGUUCAUAUCACUGUGGACUUCUCCUGUUUGUACCUAUGAGCUGUACAUACUUUUUUAAUGUGACUGUAAAUAAAGUUGUCUAAUUAUGUC
Molecule: messenger RNA, 4972 nt
Organism: Xyrichtys novacula (pearly razorfish)
Lineage: Eukaryota; Metazoa; Chordata; Actinopteri; Labriformes; Labridae
Source: the annotation of a GenBank genome assembly